UUAUGAUCGCACUGGUGUGGCUUAAUUAUCCCUUUAAAUUUUCAUCCAAUUGGAAUUGAUCACAAUCUCUGUAAGUAAACACACAAUUAAUUAUUAAUUUAACUUGAUCAAAAAUCAAUCGACUAUUCAAGAAAUCAUUUCUUUAAUUGGGAUACUAUUGAACAAUAUGAUGAAAAUACUGACUGAGAACCAGAAGAUGAAGAUGAAGAUGAAGAUGAAGGUGAAGAUGAAGAUGAAGAUGAAGAUGAAGAUGAAGAUGAAGAUGAUGUUGAUGAAGAGCAAAAUUAGAUUAAUAAUUAGAAAUCAAUAAACAUUUUAAUUUUGAUCAACAUGUUUGAUAACCUUUUCUUUAGUUCUCUCAAUGCUUUCAAUUUUGUGAGUUCAAUUACAGAAUGUGAUGAUGGUCGUAUUGCUGGUACUGAUUUCGCCGAGCAUUUUGAACUUCUACCCCUUAAACCACUUAAACGUAAUCAGUACUUUUGUUUUCUCACCAAUGAAUGUCUUGGUUAUUUAAACCCAACACCUCGAUCCACCGCUAAACUCAACUAUUUGUACCGAUGUAGUGUAUGUAAACAAUAUAUUUCUCCAACUAGAGGAACUUGUUUUGAGAAAAUGCGGAUAGAUUUACUUGAUUUCUACAAGGUGGUUUUCCUUUGGUGUGGACAUGAUAAGAAUAAGCGAGUACUUGAGAAUAUUAAUCUCAAUAAGAAUACAAUUGUGGAUUAUUUUCAAUUCUGUCGUGAGGUUGCAUUGGAUGUUCUUAUCGACCUUGGUGAAAUCAUCGGUGGUGAAGAUCGACACGUUGAGAUUGAUGAAUCAGUUUUAUUCAAAAGAAAGUAUCGAAAGGGUCGUUUAUUAGCUAAUCAGUCGAAGCAGGUUUGGGUUGUUGGUGGUAUCGAGAGAGAGACUGGACAUUGUUUUGUUGAGAUUGCCCCAAAUAGAAAAAUGCCUACACUAGACGAGAUUAUUCAAAGAAAAGUUCAAACAGGUACAACAAUAUUUACCGAUGAGUGGAGAGGAUAUAAUAACCUGAAAAAUUUGGGUUAUAUUCAUUAUACUGUAAAUCACAGUAAAAAUUUUCUUAAUCCACACAACAAAACCAUCCACACCCAAACAAUUGAAAGACUCUGGAAAGGGCUAAAAGAAAGUAGUCCAAAGCAAACUAAUGGUUCAAAAAGAUCUGAGUAUUUGAUUGAUUAUCUAUUUAGACGAAGAUUUUUUCAUGGGAAAAAUCCUGGUGAAAGGUUCAAUUUAAUGAUUGAAUAUAUUGCGAAUCAGUACCGAAGUGAAUUGUUUAAUAAUGCAAAUUUUGAACCUUAAUCAAUGUUUAACCAACACCCUACUCAUCAACACAAACAACAUGUUCAAUUUCAUAAUUGUUCCAAGUUCCUAAUUAUUAAAAUUGUGAUUUUUUGAUCAAGUUAAAUUAAUAAUUAAUUGUGUGUUUACUUACAGAGAUUGUGAUCAAUUCCAAUUGGAUGAAAAUUUAAAGGGAUAAUUAAGCCACACCAGUGCGAUCAUAACUAAGAUGUUACCAUUAA
This is a messenger RNA of Panonychus citri (citrus red mite), 1541 nucleotides long. RefSeq lists its product as uncharacterized. The transcript has a single exon. The coding region runs from base 331 to 1320 and encodes 329 amino acids. Lineage: Eukaryota; Metazoa; Arthropoda; Arachnida; Trombidiformes; Tetranychidae. The record is from RefSeq and is a predicted model, not a curated record.